UUUUACGAUUGCACGUGAAUUUAUUUGGCUUACUUUUUCAAGAGAACUUUAUUGCUAAACGAUGUCGGAGAAAGAAAACAGCCUCAACAACACCGCAGGUGGUUCCCCCGCGGAAGAGGACAAGCAGGAGGAGAAAGAGCAGGAGAAGGAAAAGCAGGAAGAGCCGGCAAAGAAAAAAUCUGAGGAGGUCGGUUCUUCACCGCCACCAAAGCGCAUGCGAGUCGACGAUCCGGCCCUCGGAGAGCUGGUUCGGCUGCUCGUCGAGUUGGAUGUACAACAGGCAGAGCUGGAAUUAAGCGCUAGUGGCUGCGACUCAGGGAAUCUUGGUGGCGCUGGCGGCAGCAAUUCCAAUAAGACCCAACUGGAGUCCCAAGAGUUGGAUGUACAACAGGCAGAGCUGGAAUUAAGCGCUAGUGGCUGCGACUCAGGGAAUCUUGGUGGCGCUGGCGGCAGCAAUUCCAAUAAGACCCAACUGAAGUCCCAAGAGAAAGAGCAGGAUCAGGAAAAGGAUGAGGAGGAAGAAAAAGAGCAGGAGCAGGAAGAGCAGAAGGAUGAAGAGCAGCAGGAGGACGAGAUGGAGGAGGAAGAGGAGCUGGAAGGGAUCCCAGUUGCGGAAGCCGUGCCUGUUGAGCAGAUCAAACAUGUGCACGACAAGCUACUCAUUGACUUCAUUACGAGCUUGAAGCUACAGGACUAAAAAACUCCGAAGCCCAAAAAUUUAUAAUAUAACUAGAGCGAUCUCCCAGCCAUCAUUAAAAUACUUUGAAUCAGAUCACAAUAUAUAA
Drosophila mauritiana is the source of this 785-nucleotide messenger RNA. RefSeq names its product sodium/potassium/calcium exchanger 1-like. The coding region runs from base 62 to 697 and encodes 211 amino acids. NCBI's taxonomy places the organism in Eukaryota, Metazoa, Arthropoda, Insecta, Diptera, Drosophilidae. The record is from RefSeq and is a predicted model, not a curated record. The transcript has 2 exons.